GAGCAAAAAGGGGUGUCUGGGUUCAGGUUUAAUUCCUGCGCUCUGGGAAGUGCUGGCGCCCGUGGUCUGCGCGGGGCGCGGUCCGGGCUGGAAGAGAGAGCUGAGGCGGAGCAGGAGCCCCGGAGCGGGGACCAGGCGGCCAGCGAAGGGCGACGGCCCGGCUCGCGCCUCGGAGAGCCACCCUGCGCCCCGCAGGGCCUCGGGCGCGUCGGCGCGGGCGCGGGACCCGGAAGCGCGGAGGUCCCGCCCCCAGGCCCAGGCCCGCUCCCCCGCGCGGCGCUUCCCUGUCUGCGUCCCGGGGCGGCGGCGGCGGCGGCAGCGCGGGAAGACACCUCCUCUCACCAUGAACCUCGACGUCCAGUGCGAGCAGCUGAGUGGUGCCCGGUGGGCCGAGCUCCUGCCUCGGAUGCGGCAGUACGAGGUUAUCAGGCUGGACGACUGCGGCCUGACAGAGGAGCACUGCGCAGACAUGGGCCCGGCGCUGCAGGCCAACCCCUGCCUGCGAGAGCUCAGCCUGCACACCCAGGAGCUUGGCGACGCCGGCGUGCGCCUGGUGCUGCAGGGCCUGCAGAAUUCCGCCUGCAAGAUCCAGAAACUGAGUCUCCAUAAUUGUGGCCUGACAGAGGCCGGCUGCACCAUCUUGCCCGGUGUACUUCGCGCCCUGCCCGCCCUUCGAGAGCUGAACCUCAGUGACAACGCCCUGGGGGACGCGGGGCUGCGGCUGCUCUGCGAGGGGCUCCUGGAUGCCAAGUGCCACCUCGAGAAGCUGUCGCUGGAGUACUGCCAGCUGUCGGCCGGCGGCUGCGGGCACCUGGCCUCGGUGCUGAGGACCACACCCAGCAUCAGGGAGUUUGUGCUGAGCAACAACGACCUGGGCGAGGCCGGCGUCCAGCAGCUGUGCCGGGGCCUGGUGGAGUCUGCCUGCCAGCUGGAAAUGCUCAGGCUGGAGGGCUGUGGCAUCACGUCUGCCAACUGCAAGGACCUGUGCGGCAUUGUGGCUGCCAAGGACUCGCUGCAGGAGCUGGCCCUGGGCGAAAACAAGCUGGGCGACGCAGGCAUCGCCGCACUGUGCCCGGGGCUGCUCAGCCCCAGCUCCCGGCUCCGGAUCCUGUGGCUCUGGGAGUGCGACGUCACCGCUGAGGGCUGCAGAGACCUGUGCCGGGUGCUGCAGGCCAAGGAGAGCCUGAAGGAGCUCAGCCUGGUGGGCAACGAGCUGGGGGACGAGGGUGCCCAGCUGCUGUGCAAGAGCCUGCGGGAGCCGGGCUGCCGGCUGGAGUCGCUCUGGGUGAAGACCUGUGGCUUAACAGCCGCCUGCUGCCCGCACUUUGGCGCCAUGCUGACCCACAACAGGUCCCUCCUGGAGCUGCAGCUGAGCAACAACAAGCUGGGGGACGCAGGUGUGCAGCAGAUCUGCCAGAGUCUGGGCCAGCCUGGCACCACGCUGCGGAUUCUCUGCCUGGGCGACUGUGAGGUGACGGACACGGGCUGCGCUGCCCUCGCCUUGCUUCUGCUCUCCUGUCCCAGCCUGCGCGAGCUGGACCUCAGCAACAACUGCAUGGGGGACCCUGGCAUCUUGCAGCUGGUGGGGAGCCUGCAGCAGCCUGGCUGCACCCUGGAGCAGCUGGUCCUGUACGACAUCUACUGGACCGCGGAGGCAGACGCGCGCCUGACGGCUCUGGAGGAGAGCAAGCCCUCCCUGAGGAUCAUCUCCUGAGGAGAGGCCCGGCCCACCUCUGCCUCCCCACCAGCCCCUGCAGCACAGCCUCUGCCCCCGCCCCCCGCUCCCUGGGGGUCGGGGCUCUGGACGUCAGCUGUCCUAGCUCUGGUCUGGAAGAAAAACUCAAAUCAGUUAAUUUGGGAGAAAUAUUCAAAACUUUAUACUUAUUAAAUUACUUUUUCUGGCA
Choloepus didactylus (southern two-toed sloth) is the source of this 1904-nucleotide messenger RNA. RefSeq names its product ribonuclease/angiogenin inhibitor 1 (gene RNH1). The coding region runs from base 344 to 1714 and encodes 456 amino acids. Gene Ontology annotation, molecular function: protein binding. The record is from RefSeq and is a predicted model, not a curated record. Gene Ontology annotation, cellular component: cytoplasm. NCBI's taxonomy places the organism in Eukaryota, Metazoa, Chordata, Mammalia, Pilosa, Megalonychidae. The transcript is spliced from 10 exons.